AAUAUACACAAGUUGUUUAUAAACCUUUGUACUGUACCAAUAUGUGAAAUCCAAAUGGCUCUAUUCCCAAUUUUCAAAGAAUAUUGACAAUAAAAUAUGUUGCAAUUUAAUACUUGAAUGCAUAAAGAAUAAUGUCAAAUGCAAUAAGUGGAAAAAACUUGUUAAGACCUACCGGAUUGCAAUGUAAAAAUCUCCAGGAGUAUUUAAAAUCACGUCCUCCAGAAAUACUAAAUAAAUUGUAUCACAAUCCUCCAAUUUGCCUGGCAGUGUUCCGUGAAUUACCUGUAAUAGCAAAACACUAUGUCAUGCGAUUAUUAUUUGUUGAACAACCAGUGCCUCAAGCAGUUAUUGCUUCUUGGUGUUCUAAGCUACAUUUUGAGGAACAUUUGAAGGUAGUUUCAAUUUUGAAUGAAUUAAAUGUAUGGAAAGAAGCAUCCAUACCAGGUGGACUACCUGGUUGGAUUUUAAAUACUACGUUUAAAAAGAAUUUAAAGAUUGUUCUGUUGGGAGGUGGAAAGCCAUGGACAAUGUCUAAUCAAUUGGAAACUGAUAGUAAACCUAGAGAUGUUGCUUUUUUAGAUUCUUAUGCUUUAGAGAGGUGGGAAUGUGUUUUACAUUAUAUGGUUGGGUCACAACAGCAAGAAGGUAUAUCUGCUGAUGCUGUUAGAAUUCUUUUACAUGCUGGAUUGAUGAAAAGAGACGAAGCUGAUGGAAGUCCAGUUAUUACACAAGCAGGUUUCCAAUUUCUAUUAUUGGAAACUGCAUCACAGGUGUGGUAUUUUAUUUUACAAUACUUGGAUACAAUAGAAGCUAGAGGACUUGAUUUAGUUGAGUGCCUUACUUUCCUCUUCCAACUGAAUUUUUCAACCCUUGGUAAAGACUAUAGUACAGAAGGAAUGUCCGAAGGUCUUUUAACAUUUUUACAACAUUUAAGGGAAUUUGGUCUUGUUUAUCAACGAAAACGAAAGGCUGGAAGAUUUUACCCUACAAGACUGGCACUGAAUAUCGCAACCGGACAAAACAAACCGCUAUCUAGAGACCCGGACAAAGAGGGCUAUAUUGUUGUUGAAACAAAUUACAGAGUGUAUGCCUAUACAAACUCUAAUUUACAAGUUGCCUUACUUGGUCUCUUCUGUGAAAUGCUAUACAGAUUUCCAAAUUUAGUUGUGUCAAUAUUAACAAGAGACUCGGUGCGUCAGGCGUUAAAGAGUGGUAUUACUGCAACACAAAUUGUAGGUUAUUUGCAGCAACAUGCUCAUAGUAAAAUGAUAGAAGCCGGUCCUCCAGUUUUGCCGCCCACUGUAGUAGAUCAAAUUAAAUUGUGGGAAAAUGAAAGGAACAGAUUUGUAUUCAGUGAAGGAGUUCUGUAUAGUCAGUUUUUGUCCCAGACAGACUUUGAAGUGUUGAGGGACCAUGCUCUUUCUACUGGAGUACUUAUCUGGCAAAGUGAAAGGAAAAGGACUAUGGUAGUCACAAAGGCGGGUCACGAUGAUGUGAAAAAAUUUUGGAAAAGAUAUUCCAAGGGUUCCAGUUAGUACAAGAAUAUUUAGAAUUUCAUUUCCAUAUUUGUAAGAUAUGUAACUUAUUAAGU
Molecule: messenger RNA, 1591 nt
Organism: Osmia lignaria (orchard mason bee)
Lineage: Eukaryota; Metazoa; Arthropoda; Insecta; Hymenoptera; Megachilidae
Gene: mrn
Product: general transcription factor IIH subunit 4 marionette
Biological process (GO): nucleotide-excision repair
Cellular component (GO): transcription factor TFIIH core complex; transcription factor TFIIH holo complex
Molecular function (GO): double-stranded DNA binding; ATPase activator activity
Source: RefSeq, a predicted model, not a curated record